CUUUAACUGAGGAACUGGAGUCUGUAACCAGUGAGCUCCAUGCAGUAGACAUUCAAAUUCAAGAACUUUUGGAAAGGCAACAAGAACUUACUCAGAGAAAAGAAGUCCUAACAAAGAAAAUAAAGCAGUGUUUAGAGACUCCUGAUGCUGGAUCAAGCAAUGAUUAUGAUUCUUCCCCCGAAGCUUGGAAUAAAGAAGAUUUUCCCUGGUCUGAUAAAGUUAAGGAUGUUUUGCAAAAUGUUUUUAAACUCCAGAAGUUCAGAUCCCUUCAACUUGAAACUAUUAAUGUAACGAUGUCUGGAAAGGAAGUAUUUCUUGUUAUGCCGACAGGAGGUGGAAAGAGCUUAUGCUAUCAGUUACCAGCUUUAUGUUCAGAUGGUUUUACACUUGUGAUUUGUCCAUUAAUUUCUCUCAUGGAAGACCAGUUAAUGGUUUUAAAGCAAUUAGGAAUUUCAGCUACUAUGCUAAAUGCUUCUAGUUCUAAGGAACAUGUGAAAUGGGUCCAUGCUGAAAUGGUAAAUAAAAACUCCAAGUUAAAGCUAAUUUAUGUGACUCCAGAGAAAAUUGCUAAAAGCAAAAUGUUUAUGUCGAGAUUAGAGAAGGCUUAUGAAGCACGAAGAUUCACUCGAAUUGCUGUGGAUGAAGUUCACUGCUGUAGUCAGUGGGGACAUGAUUUCAGACCUGAUUAUAAGGCACUUGGUAUCCUAAAGCGACAGUUCCCCAACACGUCUCUAAUUGGGCUGACUGCAACAGCAACGAAUCACGUUUUGAAGGAUGCUCAGAAAAUUCUGUGUGUUGAAAAGUGUUUGACUUUCACAGCUUCUUUUAAUCGGCCAAAUCUUUAUUAUGAGGUUCGGCAGAAGCCCUCCAACACUGAAGAUUUUAUUGAGGAUAUUGUAAAGCUCAUUAAUGGGAGAUAUAAAGGGAAAUCAGGAAUCAUAUACUGUUUUUCUCAGAAAGAUUCUGAGCAAGUUACUAUUAGUCUACAGAAUUUGGGAAUUCGUGCAGGUGCUUACCAUGCCAAUAUGGAACCAGAAGAUAAGACCAAGGUUCAUAGCAAAUGGUCCAUUAAUGAAAUUCAGGUAGUAGUUGCAACAGUUGCGUUUGGUAUGGGGAUUGAUAAGCCAGAUGUGAGAUUUGUUAUACAUCAUUCAAUCAGCAAGUCUAUGGAGAAUUAUUAUCAAGAGAGUGGACGUGCAGGUCGAGAUGACACAAAAGCAGACUGUAUUUUAUAUUAUGGCUUUGGAGAUAUAUUCAGAAUAAGUUCAAUGGUGGUGAUGGAAAAUGUGGGGCAACAGAAGCUCUAUGAGAUGGUGUCAUACUGUCAGAACAUAAGCAAAUGUCGGCGUGUAUUGAUAGCUCAACAUUUUGAUGAAGUAUGGAAUUCAGAGGCCUGUAACAAAAUGUGUGAUAACUGCUGUAAAGACAUUUCAUUUGAAAGAAAGAAUGUAACACAGUACUGCAGAGAUUUAAUCAAGAUCUUGAAACAUGCAGAGGAGCUGAAUGAAAAGUUAACUCCACUGAAACUGAUUGAUUCCUGGAUGGGAAAGGGUGCAUCGAAAUUGAGGGUGGCGAGUGUUGCCCCUCCCAUACUUCCUCGUGAUGACCUGGAGAAAAUGAUUGCACAUUUUCUUCUUCAGCAGUAUCUUAAGGAAGACUACAGUUUUACAGCCUAUGCUACCAUUUCAUAUUUGAAAAUAGGACCUAAAGCCAAUCUUCUCAACAAUGAGGCACAUAUUAUUAGUAUGCAAGUAAAGAAGUCUACACAGAGCUGUUUCAGGGUUGAAUCAUCUCCAACUUGUCUUUCUGAACAAGUGGAUACAAAAAAGCAAGAAAAAAAAUCAAGUAACUUCCAGAAGAAGUCUGCAAACAUGUUAGAGAAAUCAAAGACUAUAGUCGCUAAGAAAAGAAAAUUUGAUGAUGUCUGAUAUGAGUGCUACUGUAUUUCCCCAAAAAAGAACAGUUUAUGCA
Messenger RNA from Elephantulus edwardii (Cape elephant shrew), 1971 nucleotides. It is a transcript of the gene RECQL, whose product is annotated as RecQ protein-like (DNA helicase Q1-like). The record is from RefSeq and is a predicted model, not a curated record. Gene Ontology annotation, cellular component: cytoplasm; chromosome. Lineage: Eukaryota; Metazoa; Chordata; Mammalia; Macroscelidea; Macroscelididae. The transcript is spliced from 13 exons. Gene Ontology annotation, biological process: double-strand break repair via homologous recombination. The annotation marks the transcript as partial. Gene Ontology annotation, molecular function: 3'-5' DNA helicase activity; four-way junction helicase activity; nucleic acid binding.